Fundulus heteroclitus (mummichog) is the source of this 1423-nucleotide messenger RNA. RefSeq names its product syntaxin 18 (gene stx18). The record is from RefSeq and is a predicted model, not a curated record. Lineage: Eukaryota; Metazoa; Chordata; Actinopteri; Cyprinodontiformes; Fundulidae. Gene Ontology annotation, molecular function: SNAP receptor activity. Gene Ontology annotation, biological process: retrograde vesicle-mediated transport, Golgi to endoplasmic reticulum; intracellular protein transport. The transcript is spliced from 11 exons. The coding region runs from base 16 to 1032 and encodes 338 amino acids. Gene Ontology annotation, cellular component: membrane; endoplasmic reticulum; SNARE complex.
UGACCUCAUCAUCUGAUGACGUGUCGGUUUGUUUACAGCGCUGCAGCCGCUCCCGCAGACAUGGCUGUGGACAUUACGUUGCUGUUCAAAGCCAGCGUGAAGACGGUGAAAACCAGGAACAAGGCAAUAGGAGUAAACGUGGACUCUGCCAAAGAUGAGCUUUUCAAGAAGAGCCGACCGAAGAGCGGCUUCUCGCUGAGGGCCAAGGAAGUGAUAACGAACAUCUCGAAGCUCAAAGACUUCCUGCUGCAGCACAGGAAAGACUACGUGAGCGCCGGAAGUCUUAUUUCAACAGAUCUCAGCCGCAUGACCGACAGCGAGCGAGACCAGAUUGACCAGGAUGCUCAGAUCUUCAUGAGGACCUGCUCUGAAGCCAUCAAGCAGCUACGCAAUGAAGUGGAGAAGCAGGCGGCGUCAGCUCAGAUUAAGGAACACCGGAUUGCGGUGCUGGACCUCAUUGACAUGUAUCUGAAAGGAGUGUGUAAGCUGUACUCUGAGCAGAGAGCGAUUAGAGUCAAGAGGAUGGUGGACAAGAAGAGACUAUCCAGACUGGCACCAGAGCAUCCCGGUAAAGUGGAGAAAACUGUGGAGGUGGAGCCUGCAGAGGAGAAAGUUGUUAAGGAGGAAAGUGCUGAGAAGAACGUAUCAGAAGUGAAGGACAACGGCGUCAGCCUGUGGGAGGAGGGCCGAGUGGAAGACGAGCUCUCUCCUGAGGAAAUCCAGAUGUUCGAACAGGAGAACCAGAAAUUGGUCAGCGAAAUGAACAGCCUGGUGGAUGAAGUGAGGCAAAUUGAAGGAAAAGUGGUGGAGAUUUCCCGACUUCAGGAGAUCUUUGCUGAAAAAGUCCUCCAACAAGAGACCGACAUAGAUAAUAUUCACCAGCUGGUUGUGGGAGCAACAGAAAACGUCAAAGAGGGCAAUGAGGACAUUCGAGAGGCAAUCAAAAACAAUGCUGGCUUCCGAGUGUGGAUCCUCUUCUUCCUCGUCAUGUGCUCCUUCUCGCUCUUAUUUCUGGACUGGUACGACAGUUAACGAGGCUCCCUCGAAGGACUGUUUGACGGUCCUAUAAAGACGUCAUGACAGCCUUUUGGACUGAACGCACGGCUCACUGCGCUGCAGCUGGUGGACAAGUUGUUCUCGAAGAAGACUGGCUUGGAGCGUAGACGAGGGUCUGUUCGCCCCCCUGAUGUAGAUCUAUUCGUCUUUGCCCAGCACUUUCAGGGGAGCGCUGAUGGAGGAGUGCACUUCUGUGGACAGAGAGCUGUAUCCGGUUUAAGACGUGAUCCAGAGGAUUAUCAGUCUUAUUCUACCACUAAAAGAGCGAUCAAUGUUUGCCUGCCGCUGCUGAUGAUGUCUUUUGUAAAUCCUACCACAUAAUAAAAUAUUAGUCUUUCAAAUUAAAUAAAAAUCAGUAGAAACACUA